This is a messenger RNA of Haliotis rubra (blacklip abalone), 1172 nucleotides long. RefSeq names its product mucin-21-like. The transcript is spliced from 5 exons. The coding region runs from base 1 to 1050 and encodes 349 amino acids. NCBI's taxonomy places the organism in Eukaryota, Metazoa, Mollusca, Gastropoda, Lepetellida, Haliotidae. The record is from RefSeq and is a predicted model, not a curated record.
AUGGACGUAUAUAAUUGUAAAUGUAGGGACGUUUGUGAUAGAAGUCGGCAUUGUCUAAUCUGGUAUUUCAUAUUGAUUUCAGGAAACGUAUGUCCAACGACAUCUGGAGAAAAAGUUGUGCGUGCAUGUGAGGGCAACUUUGCCAGUGGAGAUUCCGUCUAUCUGGACACUUCUAAGGCUGUUAACUAUCAAGGCAACUGUGUAUGUCAACUCAGGGCGCAGGGUGGCGCUGUUGACCUCCAGUUAACAGUGCACGGAGUCCAUGCAGAUUGUGACGCUACCUUGUAUUUCCCCCCACCUAUUGAUUACAACUAUAGGUGUUCAGUCAAGGCACCCUCAAAUAAUACAGGGCGGAUUGGGUUAGGACAAGUGAUUUUCCUUACCCUCAUCAAAAGGUCUGAGGUGGCCGAUUUCUGUGUCCAUUUAGUGCAGACAUCAACAAAAGGCGGAUCACUCAAUUUAGCCUGUUCCAAAGGCACAGUGAAAUCAUCCAGUCCUCUAACAACAACCUCCUCGCAACCCAACACCACUACUAAUGUGGUUACCACUUCGGAUACUUCUGUUACUGAGAGCAAAGAUUUAACAGGAGGUAAUUCAACAACUACAACCACAGAGCGCAAAGAUCCAUCCGGGGAUAAUUCAACCACUACAGCAACAGAGAGCAAGGAUUCAUCUGGGGAUAAUUCAACCACUACAGCAACAGAGAGAAGAGAUCCAUCGGGAGAUAAUUCAACGACCACAUCAACAGAGAGCAAGGAUCCAUCCGGGGACAAUUCAACGACCACAUCAACAGAGAGCAAUGAUCCAUCCGGGGACAAUUCAACCACUACAGCAACAGCGAGCAAAGAUUCAUCCGGGGACAAUUCAACCACUACAGCAACGGAGAGCAACGAUGUAACUGGAAACAAUUCAGCUACUACAGUCACAUCCGGAGAAAACGCAGACAUAACACCUGCUGAAGUAAUAGGUCAUAAUAACGCAGCGCCUUCUCAGUCAAAAGUAACAGUGAGCUUUGUCGUUGUUGGACUCGUUGCUGCAAUCUCGGCAUAGUGAUACAGUUUGGAAUAUUUAGUUCCUGCAAGUAAGACUUUAAAAACGUGGCAUAUUUUAAGCUAAGUUAUAGGCUAUUCAUGUCCGUAUUUCUUCCACAAGAAGUCUAAUCAAGAUCGAAA